GGCGCUCCAGCGGUCUGUCCCCGUCUGUCCUCCCUUCUGCUCCGCUCACAGCGGACUGGGCGAGGGAGCGGCGGUGAUUGGGAGCCCGGGCUCGGGCAGAGCACGUCCGGACUGCUGGGGUGGCCUGUGCCGGCUGCUCUGGGCUAGUGCGGGAGCUCUAGGAAGAGCCACGGGCAGGAUGGGCCUGGGGAAGAUGACCACUCUCACACGGCAGGACCUUAACUUUGGGCAAGUAGUUGCAGAUGUUCUUUCAGAAUUCCUGGAAGUGGCUGUUCACCUCAUCUUGUACGUCAGAGAAGUUUACCCUAUUGGGAUCUUUCAGAAGAGGAAGAAAUACAAUGUACCUGUCCAGAUGUCCUGCCACCCAGAGUUGAACCAGUACAUCCAGGACACGCUGCACUGUGUAAAGCCACUGCUGGAGAAGAACGAUGUGGAGAAAGUUGUGGUUGUAAUCCUGGAUAAAGAGCACCACCCCGUGGAGAGAUUUGUCUUUGAGAUCACCCAGCCACCUCUUCUUUCCAUUAGUUCUGAGUCCCUGCUGUCCCACGUGGAGCAGUUACUGCGUGCCUUCAUCCUGAAAAUCAGUGUUUGCGAUGCUGUGCUGGACAACAACCCCCCAGGUUGCACCUUCACAGUUCUGGUUCACACACGGGAGGCUGCCACACGCAACAUGGAAAAGAUCCAGGUGAUAAAGGAUUUCCCUUGGAUCCUUGCUGAUGAGCACGAUGUGCACAUGCACGACCCCCGGCUUAUUCCCCUGAAAACCAUGACAUCUGACAUCUUAAAGAUGCAGCUCUAUGUAGAAGAACGAGCUCACAAAGGCACCUGAUUUCAAAUCUUCCUUGCCUUCAAGCUUCAUCUGAUCUUCCAGUGGAGUAAGAUCUGUCACAAACUGUAUCUUGAUAACCAUCUCUUCAGCUGGCCUUCUGGGUGAAUGUAGAGCAGCUGCUGCCUCUUUAUUUUAAGUGCUCUUACCACUGUAUAAAGAACUGACUUGGAAUGGAGAACAAGAGCCUGUUCCCAUAUUGACUUGUGUGAGAGUACAGUGUGUCCCUGGGGAGUCAGUGCUUUAUUACCAGUCCAGUUCUCACCUGAAAAGGGCAGCUCCAUUGCACACAAGCAGUGAUAGACAGCAAGGAGCUGUCACACAAUCCAUGAGAGCAACAUUUGUGCUAAGGGGGAGUGAGGCCUUACGUAGUGUCUGUCCACUGUGACCAUCCCAAGUAGUCUUCAAUAAAUUCUGAGUUUUACCCCGGUUGAACUGGGCUGAGUUCUGUCAAAA
Hirundo rustica (Barn swallow) is the source of this 1282-nucleotide messenger RNA. RefSeq names its product mitotic arrest deficient 2 like 2 (gene MAD2L2). The record is from RefSeq and is a predicted model, not a curated record. The coding region runs from base 179 to 829 and encodes 216 amino acids. The transcript is spliced from 9 exons. NCBI's taxonomy places the organism in Eukaryota, Metazoa, Chordata, Aves, Passeriformes, Hirundinidae. Gene Ontology annotation, cellular component: zeta DNA polymerase complex.